This is a messenger RNA of Nanorana parkeri, 660 nucleotides long. Its product is annotated as histone H1B-like. Gene Ontology annotation, molecular function: DNA binding; structural constituent of chromatin. Lineage: Eukaryota; Metazoa; Chordata; Amphibia; Anura; Dicroglossidae. Gene Ontology annotation, cellular component: nucleosome. Gene Ontology annotation, biological process: nucleosome assembly. The record is from RefSeq and is a predicted model, not a curated record. Bases 1 to 660 code for a protein of 219 amino acids. The transcript has 2 exons.
AUGAUCGAGACUGAGAUCGCCCCGGCCGCCGCUCCUCUAGCGGAGCCCGCCGCCGAGAAGAAGCCGAGUAAGAAGGGGGCAGAAGCCGGAGGAGCCAAGAAAGUCAGCAAGCAGCCGGCCGGACCCAGCGCGUCCGAGCUCAUCCUAAAAGCCGUGGCCGCUUCCAAAGAGCGCAGCGGUGUCUCCCUGUCCGCCCUCAAGAAGUCUCUGGCCGCCGCAGGAUACGAUGUGGACAAGAACAAAAGCCGACUGAAGAGCGCCCUCAAGGCUUUGGUCACUAAGGGGAGCUUACAGCAAGUCAAAGGCAGCGGAGCCUCCGGAUCCUUCAAGAUCAACAAGAAGCAGGAGAGCAAAGACAAGGCUGUGGCCAAAAAGGUGAAGAAGCCAUCGGCUGCCGCCAAGCCCAGGAAACCAGCAGCCGCCAAGAAGACCACUGCAAAGUCCCCCAAGAAGAAGCCGGCACCUAAGAAAGCUCCAAUCAAAGCCAAGAGCCCCAAGAAACCGGCUGCUUCCAAAAAAGUAGCCAAGGGUCCGGCUAAGAAGGCGCCGAAGCCCAAGAUAGCCAAGAGUCCGGCUAAGAAGGCGCCGAAGCCCAAGACAGCCAAGAGUCCGGCUAAGAAGGCAGCCAAGCCUAAGAGGGCGGCUCCCAAGAAGAGAUAA